AUGUCUAUCCUUCAAAUGCCUACCGAGCUCGUCGAGGCCGUCGCACAAUACCUGUGCGACCCAGAUCUCCUCGAAUUCCGUUCGACUUGCAGAUUUGCUGACUCGAACACUUCGCGCGCUGUGGGUCGUCGCUUCUUCUCCACGUUGAAUACUACUCUGAUCAGUUCCGAUAUCGAUCGUCUAGAAACGAUUUCCCAAAGUGGCCGGUUAGCCAGAUAUGUUAAGACAAUCCAAAUCAAAGACGACGGGGCGAAUAUCAGAGAGCAUCUUCUUCGCACCACUCCGCCUCCAGAAGAGGCAAUACCGAAAGGAUGGAAACUUCGUGAACAAAAAAUCCGGAAGAUGAGAAGAGAAUGUCGCAGUUGGCCCCGCGAAAAGCCUGCGACCCUGGACUCAGACAUGAUAGCCGUUAGCAAGAUACAGACCAUACUCCAGAAGAAUCGAUUUCUGUUAGAUGCUCUGAUCAUCCGAGGCGUCUACGAAAGCUUUGGUGCAGAUAAAGAAGCUACCAUCGCACUCGCUCUAGAGACUGUCUCAACUGCAAACCUUGGAAUUACUUCGCUUCGGGUCGAGACUAUGACAAUGUGGGUCACAAAGGUAACAUUCCGUUUCGACCAGAGAAACCAGAACCAGAAAGCGGGUUUCAGCAUACUUCGAGAGGCGCAUGUGGAGAUGGAAAAUGGUCCCGCGUCGAUUUACCUGCUGAAUCAGCUCCUUUACCACGCACCAGUGUUGGGAGAUCUAACACUAGAGGGUCUUGACGCAAGAGGGAGAUGCGCAAUGGUUCCAUUCGAUACAUACGUAAAGCGAGGAGUACCUUUGGUGAAGCUCAAGAGACUACGCCUGGCAAGAUCGAGUUUUCCAGCAGGUUUUAUCCAAGAGAUUCUUUGCAACUCCAGACACACUCUGCAAGAGAUAGAAUUAGUAACUGUCCGUUUGGACUAUGCCACUGGGUUGGCGUGGAAGAAGCUCCUGUUAUACAUUGGAAAAGACUUUCCUGCUUUGAGUCAUUUUAAACUCUCGACUCUUAAACAUAUGGGUCGAACGUUACUAGACUCUUCGGAUAUACCCGAGAUGCUUGAGGCAACGUGUGAGGGGGAACUUGGAGUCUAUAGCCUGUACCAUGGGCAUGUCGAGUUCCGAGGGUCCAAUGCUUCUCAUGCUCUCCAGAUUGUAGCAUCCCAUCUGAAGACAUCAGGAUAA
Alternaria postmessia is the source of this 1203-nucleotide messenger RNA. RefSeq lists its product as uncharacterized. The coding region runs from base 1 to 1203 and encodes 400 amino acids. The record is from RefSeq and is a predicted model, not a curated record. NCBI's taxonomy places the organism in Eukaryota, Fungi, Ascomycota, Dothideomycetes, Pleosporales, Pleosporaceae. The transcript has a single exon. Gene Ontology annotation, molecular function: protein binding.